AUGAAAGAACCAUUGACUGAAGAUCCGAAUGCUGUGUCGACAUUUGCGAACACUGUUGUGCGGCAAACAAAAACAGUUCUAUGUAAAUGUAAAAUUUGUGGAGCAUCUGCACGUUAUUCUUAUUAUGGUGCUAUUGUAUGUCAUUCAUGUAAAAUGUUUUUUAAACGAAAUGCAGAAAAUCAAAAGUCAACAUUACAAUGUUCAUCUGGGAAUAAGUGUGUUAUUACCAUGAAUAAUCGUCAUGCAUGUGCUUCAUGUCGACUCCGAAAAUGUUUAAUAAAUGGAAUGCGUAUUGAAAUGAUUCGAUCAUCUCGAUGCAAGAAAAAUAAGAGAAAUGAAAAAAGAAAAUUGAUUAUUAAUUCAAUACCAUUAACGUCAACAACAUCAGUGACACCGGACAAAAAAUAUCCAUUUGAUCAAGCUCCAACAUUAAAUCUCUUAAAAUUCGAUCAAGCAACAUUAAGUAUGGAUCAAUGGAAUCUUUUAUCAAAUUUAGUUCAUCGUUUCGAUGAAAAUAGUGGAUAUGCAUUUGUCGAACGUUUUCUGGAAGAACAAAAUCGACUACCUCUCAAAUUACGAUUUAAACAUUCAUCAGUUCAGCAUUUUUUUAUAUCACUGUUGAGUAAAGUUCAACUUGUAUUCGAGAAAAAUCGUGAUUGUCUCUUAUUAUCUCAACAUGAUCGUACGAUUUUACUUGAAAGUACAGUAGAAUAUACAGCAACUAUUGGUGGAAUGUUUCUUUUAUGUCAAGCAAGGUUAUUAGACGAUUUGUCUUUCGUAAAGUCUGCUGAAAUGAUAUUUCAACCAUCUGCGAUUGUUUGUAUUAAACGUGUUAUUGAUCGAUUUGAUUCUGACGUUACAUUUAUUAAAUUAAUACUUGCAAUUCUUGCUUUUUCGACAAUUAGCUAUACUGUUUAUAGAAAAAAUACUCAAUCUAAUUUAACAAAUAUCAAAGCAAUUUUAUCUAUUCAAGAUAUGUAUACAGAUUUAGCAUGGCGAUAUCUUUUAUAUAAGUAUGGCCAUCAUCAAGCUGUGAUACGUUUUUCAAAUCUUCUACGAUGUCUUUUUUCUGUAAGUGAGGUCAUUGUCGAAGCACAUGAAGCACAGCAAUUUACAGAUAUCAUUGAUUAUGUUGUUGAACAAACUGAAGAAGCGCUUUUUGAUUAA
Rotaria sp. Silwood1 is the source of this 1167-nucleotide messenger RNA. The record is from the annotation of a GenBank genome assembly. NCBI's taxonomy places the organism in Eukaryota, Metazoa, Rotifera, Eurotatoria, Philodinida, Philodinidae.